GAUGGGGUCGCAAGCCGGGGAGCCGCCGCCGCCGCCGCCGCCGCCUCCGGCCGAUCUUUACCGGGACACGUGGGUGCGCUACCUGGGCUAUGCAAAUGAGGUUGGGGAGUCCUUCAGGGCCAUUGUCCCCGUCUCGUUGGUCUGGACAAGCUACGGAGUGGCCACAGCCUACGUGACAGCAGAUGCCAUUGAUAAGGGCAAGAAAGCACUGGCUACCAAGCCCUGCGAGAAAGGUCAGACCACACGAGCGGCCGUGGCGGUUGUGGACACAUUCAUAUGGCAGGCACUGGCUUCUGUGGUCAUUCCCGGCUUCACCAUUAACCGCCUCUGUGCGGCCUCUCUCUACCUCAUGGGCCGCAUGACCCGUUGGCCCCUCUCUGUCAGGAAAUGGGCAACCACAGCUGUAGGCCUCUCAGCAAUUCCCUUCAUCAUUAAACCCAUUGACAGGUCAGUGGAUUUUUUGAUGGACUCCAGCCUUCGCAAACUCUACAGCACUGAAGAGAAACCAUCCUCUUCCUUCUGAUGUGGUUAUCACUGCCUCAGUUGGCAAAACAUACACUGGAUCACCUGCAUUCACUGACUG
Molecule: messenger RNA, 583 nt
Organism: Euleptes europaea (tarantolino)
Lineage: Eukaryota; Metazoa; Chordata; Lepidosauria; Squamata; Sphaerodactylidae
Gene: MTFP1
Product: mitochondrial fission process 1
Exons: 4
Coding region: 2-523 (173 amino acids)
Biological process (GO): mitochondrial fission
Cellular component (GO): mitochondrion
Source: RefSeq, a predicted model, not a curated record